UAUGUGAUUCGUUAUCUAAUUAAAAAUCAGAACAAUGAUUGUUUUGUAGAGUGUUCCAACACACAAUGGGGUCCAGAAUGCAAAAAAACAUGUGGUAAAUGUAAGAACAACGACUAUUGCAAUGUUUCCGAUGGGGCAUGUCCGAAUUCAUGUGAACCUGGAUGGAUUCCGCCUCUAUGUAUACAAGAAUGUUAUAACAACACUUACGGCGAAGAUUGUAAUUCCACAUGUGGACAUUGUAAGCAUGACCUAUCUUGUAACAAACAAAACGGCGUAUGCCCUGAAGGGUGUUACCCUGGAUAUAAAGAACCAAUCUGUAGUCAAGAAUGUUAUAACAAUACUUACGGCGAAGAUUGUAAUUACACAUGUGGACAUUGUAAGCAUGACCUAUCUUGUAACAAACAAAACGGCGUAUGCCCUGAAGGGUGUUACCCUGGAUAUAAAGAACCAAUCUGUAGUCAAGCGAAAGAACCAGGUGACGAGCGUUCACCAACAGGUGUCAUUGUCGGCGCCGUGAUUGGAGUCCCGAUUAUUUUGAUCAUAUUACUGGCUAGUUUUAUCUAUAAGUGUAAAUCAAAAAGGAACGCAAGCAUGUCUGAUGAAAGAACAUCACCAAUGCUGAAAAAUCAAAGCAAAGAAGUAAACCAUGCAAUAGUGAUAAGUAAAAAGAAAAAUGGCGAAGCAACAUAUGCCGUAGUCAAUCAACAUGAUGAAGUUGGUGGAAAGAAAACUGAACCCUGCAAAAAAUCUUCAGACAAAGAAGUAAAAGAUGAAAUAGUGAUGAGUAAAAUGAAAAAUGGCGAAGCAACAAAUGCCGCAGUCAAUCAACAUGGUGAAGUUGGUGGAAAGAAAAAAGUGCAAUCAAGUAAUUGGCUUUAAAAGCUAAACAUGAAUCUACAAAACUUUAUGAUGAGUAAAGUUAGAAUUAACUCAUUAAAUUCCUGACGAAAUAAAAUAUAGUAAUAAUCACUGCUGUCAUAAUUUGAGAAAGGUGUAGUAAUAAAACAUGAACAAAGAAACCAUAAAUAUUUAGUCAGUCUUAUCAUCUGUUAGGUAAAUUUUAUAGAUAUCUGAAGGUUUUCCUUAAGCAACUUAAAAAGUGUUAUCGACUUCAAAGCUUUCAUUUGAAUUAUGAAUACUGAAUUGCCACAUUUAAUCAAGUAUUCUUUUAUCUGUUUUUGCCUAUAUUCAGGGGUUACCAUGUAGCUUGAAACUUGGGCUGUCAUAGAUAGAAAGUUUUGUAUAUCUAUAUAUCGAAGGGUAAAUAUGGGCGAUAUAUCGAAACAUAUUUAAGAUAUGCAAACACGCUGGAAUAAAUGAUUCAAAAUGUGUUGUAGUUACCUUGCUAGCAAAUUGUUUACAUUGACUCACAGGCUUUGUUAGAUUUUUAUAAUGAUAGAAAUUUUAAGAACAAUAAAAUGCACUUGAAACAUAUGUCUGAGACAUGUGUCUGAGACAUUUGUAUAGAAAGAGCGUAAGAAUUUAAACUCAUCAAAGAGUACUGGGUUAGAUGAAAUUCUGGCAAGAAUUUUUACUAGAUGCAGCUUCCUUUUUAAAAAUACCAAUUACAUUUAAUUACAUUACUGUUAUAUUAUUAUUUGUAUUAUGUUAUAUGUGUAUGGGCUGGUUGCCUGAUUAUGCAAGAAACAUUUGACUUUGAUAGUAUCAAUAUGUCAAUUUCAGAAAAUUAUGUUCCUGGUGACAUAAAAUUAGCUAGGGUAAAACCUUUACAGUAAUCUUGAAAUAGGAAAUUAUUGACAUGCAUUGUAUCAAAAUUUUUAGAAAAAAUCAGUGCAUUCACAACAUGAAAAUAUUUUAGUUGAUAAUUGUUUAUUGUAUGAAUUACAGUCAGGUUUUAGAAAUUCCUUUUCCACUGACACAUGUCUUAUCCAUCUUAUGGAUCAUAUCUAUCUUAUGGAUCAUAGCAGAAAUAAUAAUUCCAAAGGUUUAUACACAGGCAUGAUAAUGUGUGACCUACUAAAAACAUUUGAUACUGUUGACCAUGAUAUUUUAUGUUGGUAAAGUGAAAUUGAUGGAUACUGACUGGUUCAUGUCUUAUCUUUAAAGGUAGAAAACAAAUAUAAUCGUCUGAUAAUAUUUUAUCAGAUAAUAUGCCUGUUACAUGUCGGGGUUCCCCAGGGUAGCAUCCUUGGUCCUCUUUUAUUUUUGUGCUAUGUAAAUGACAUGAGAAUAAGUAUAGAUCAAGCAUGUAUGCCGAUGACAGUGCAAUUCUUUUUGCUCAUAAAAAUCCAAGUAUCAUUUCUCAAAAGCUUUGACAAAUACAAGAGUCUUGUUCAUUUUGGCUUGUAGAUAACAAAUUGUCACUUCAUGUAGAAAAGACUGAAUGUCUUAUUUUUGGUAAACUUAAACAAGUGAAAAAAAAGUUUAAAAAAUUUUGUAAUGGACAUAUAAUUGAAUCCACAAAAUCUGUCAAAUAUCUAGGUUUAAAUAUCUAUGAUUCUUUGUCAGGUGAAUCUGUUUUCAAUAGUUUUCUUACAAAGGUAAAUUCACGUCUUAAAAGUUUUUUAUAGGCAAGCAAAUGUUUAAGAUUUUAGAACUAGAAAAUAUUUAUGCUCAGCAUUAAUACAGUAUUCACUUCGAGUAUGCAUGUUCUUCUUUGUACCCGAGUCUGUUUUAAAAGUUAGUUUCAAAUUUGUCAAAAUAAAAUUGUUAGAUUUAUACACGGUACGGGGCAUAGAGAUAGUGUCAAUAAUGUUAUUCUUGCUAAUAUGUCUUUAUUAAAUGUAGAAAACAGAAAUAAGCAAUUACGUCUUAAUCAUGUUUUCAAAAUUAUUACCAGUGCACUUCAUAUAUGAAAGGAAAUGUUGUACUGUUACAGACAUUCAUUCUUAUUCAACUCGCGUGAAUUAGUACAAUUUUAGGGUCCCAAGAAGUUAUGGUAAAGAUAAUGUAUCAUUUUUACAAAUAGCAAUUCAUGAUUGGAAUUCCUUGCCUACAUGCGUUAAAAAAUUAAUAAGAUAGGAGAUUACAAAAGCUCGGAAAAGGCCCAUUUACUCGAACAGUUAGGAAAUCAUAAUAAAAUUAUCUAGUAUGACUAGAUAUUGAUCUUCAUUUUUACUGUUUUCCUGUAAAUAAAGUAAAAGAAAAUAUCAACGUUUAAUAUUUUAUCUAUAUGACAUCUUCUAGUUUCCAAAGUUUUUUUCUCAAGUUUUUUUUUAUUGUAUAUUCUGGUAAGUAUACAUCCAAGGACCCUACUGGAAAUAAGCCUUCGGGCUUUCAUGAGUAAUCCGAGGUUAUUGCACACUACUUUAUACAUGCUUUCACUUACGUCGUCACAUUAAUUUUUAAAUUGGUUAUUAAUAAUUGGUAAAUUAAUAUCUAGUCCAGGGAAAGAAAGAUAAAUUUAGUAUUGUCUGAAAUGUAUUUUUUCGAUUUUGUUCUUUAUUAUUAUUUAUUAUUAUU
Ruditapes philippinarum (Manila clam) is the source of this 3423-nucleotide messenger RNA. Its product is annotated as multiple epidermal growth factor-like domains protein 10. NCBI's taxonomy places the organism in Eukaryota, Metazoa, Mollusca, Bivalvia, Venerida, Veneridae. The transcript has 6 exons. The annotation marks the transcript as partial. Gene Ontology annotation, molecular function: scavenger receptor activity. The record is from RefSeq and is a predicted model, not a curated record.